Messenger RNA from Aquila chrysaetos chrysaetos, 3001 nucleotides. RefSeq names its product mannose-6-phosphate receptor, cation dependent (gene M6PR). The record is from RefSeq and is a predicted model, not a curated record. The transcript is spliced from 7 exons. Gene Ontology annotation, molecular function: protein domain specific binding. Gene Ontology annotation, biological process: protein targeting to lysosome. Lineage: Eukaryota; Metazoa; Chordata; Aves; Accipitriformes; Accipitridae. Gene Ontology annotation, cellular component: endosome; trans-Golgi network; Golgi apparatus. Bases 10 to 1026 code for a protein of 338 amino acids.
GGCGCGGCCAUGCCGGCGGCUCCCGGGUUCCCAUUGGCGGAGAGCGCCAGUUCCGCCGCGCCCUUCCUGCUUCCGGUUCACGGGGCGGGCGAGAGGAGCCGGCCGGGACGGCGGAGGAGGCCGGUGCCGUCCGCGCCUGCGGCCCCCGGGCCGCCCCGUCACCGCCGGGCGCGCAGCAUGGGACUCCCGAUGUCAUCACUUUGCCAUACCUCUGCUGUGCUGGUAUUCUUUAUGGCCCUUGCUGUGGGUGUAGGGGCUCAACAGUCGAAUGAGAGGAGCUGUGAUGUGAUUGGUGAUGAAAGCAGCGAGUCGCAAAUGGAAAGAGCCCUGCUGAAGAAACUAGAGCCCCUGAGCCAAAUGAGGUUUAACGUGACUGUGGAGAAAGGCAAAACAGAAAACUACGUCUACCAUUUCAGGGUGUGCAGGGAGGUCAACAGCACCUUGCACGAUUUUGGUGGCCUGGUGCAAACAGAUAGACAGAAUGGAAAGACCACAGUGAUAGGAAGAAUCAAUGAAACCCAGGUCUUCAAUGGAAGUGACUGGAUCAUGCUGAUUUAUAAAGGAGGUGAUUCAUAUGGUAGGCACUGCAGCGGUGAGAAGAGAAGAGCUGUGAUAAUGAUUUCUUGCAAGCGGGGAGUUACAGCGAGUUCAUUCAGCAUUAUUUCAGAAGAGCGGGAAAAGGAGCAGGAGUGUUUCUACCUCUUUGAGAUGGACAGCAAUGUGGCAUGUCCAGCUGAGGAUUCCCACCUCAGCGUCGGCUCCAUUCUACUGAUCACGUUUGCUUCACUGAUUGCAGUCUACAUCAUUGGUGGGUUCCUCUACCAGCGCCUUGUAGUGGGAGCAAAGGGCAUGGAGCAGUUUCCCCACUUUGCCUUCUGGCAAGAUCUGGGCAAUUUAGUGGCGGAUGGCUGUGACUUUGUCUGCCGAUCUAAGCCUCGAAACGCACCAGCUGCAUACCGUGGUGUGGGUGAUGACCAGCUUGGUGAGGAAUCAGAAGAACGGGAUGACCACUUGCUACCAAUGUGAUAGGCUUUCAACACUGAGUUCUUUUUCUCCCCAUCUCCCCAGUGCUUGUUUAGCCGGGUGCCUCCUAGCCAGUUCUCCUUCUCUCACUUCUGAUUUUCUUUACACUAUUUGCUUUCGCUGUCUCUGGUGUGUCAAGUCCCAUGGAUGCCUCUGGGUGCAAACAGCACUAGUCCCUGAUGGCAUGUCUUAUGAAUAUAAUGCCGGUUUAGGUUUUUAAAAAAUGGGGCAGAGCUCGGGGGGAAAAGUGCUGAGAGUUGAGUAGAAGACAGCAAGAAAGCAAUAUGAGUGUUCAGCACUGAGCAGGAAUGGGAGAUGAAUCACUGAGAGGAAAAAAGGGCCACGGAUGGAUGCAGAAAGGGAAAGGAAAAGGAGGCCAUGGGUUAAAACAGCUGAGACUGUAGGAGGGAUCUUUUGUGUCUUUUUUUUUUUUCUCCCUUAGGGUUUACAGGAUCUGUAAGACACUGGAAUUAUUCUUCUUUGAAUGCAUUUUUGGCUUUUCUAGCUUCUGCACUGUUACGCACUGUUUCUGCCAGCAUAACCUGCACGGAGCGCUCUACGCCAGGCUCUGUGGGGGUGGAAGAGGCAUUAGCACCUCUGCAGCCUUUUCUUUUCCUAAUGGCAAUACGUUGAAGAGUACACACCAGUUUCCUUCAACAGAUGUAAAGGGAUGCAUGCCAUCCUCUCAGACUGGAGAGGGGCAAUGCUAAAAAACUAUAGGAGUUAAAUAUGGUCUCAUGACUUUCCAGUUCAGUCAAAAUAUUGUCUCAGUCUUCUCAAUCGUUGAGAAGCAAAAGGAAAUGACGUGCUGCUAAGUAAAGGGAACAUUUGCUGAAACUGCAACUGAUACCAAGGCAAAAUGAGAUAGGUAGCUUCCACUUGAGUUCUGUUACAAGCUUCCCCAGGUGAUUGCCCACACAGCUCAGUCACUGUCAGCAUUGUGAUUUCAUGCUCUCCAGGAGUUCCUUGUUUGGCAGAGGGUUUUCCUGUGAAGCUACCAGAAUUUAUUUUUAUAAAAAAGGAACCAUAGAAGCCAAGGGUAAGAAUGAAAACACAUUAAAAACCUGCAUAAGGGACUCUUGUACUUACAGGGUCAGCUUUCAUAAAUCACUGUCCCCUUAAGCAUGGUGCAGACUGCUCUUAAGACACUUGCCCUGUGCAGAUGGUACUUACAUACUGCUACUGGCUGGGAGUGAGGGAGACCUCCUGGGGCCCUAGUGAAAAGCAGGUACAACUGAGUUGUAAGACUUAAUGGGAACCUUCAGGAACUUGGCACCUUGAUUCCUAACUGCUUUUUAUGUGAGGGGCUACACUCCAAGCAAUCCCAUUCUGCCCUACUGUAGACUGGCAGAGAACCGUCCUCAGUCUUGAGGGCAGAGACUGUGAAUAAGCAAGCCACUACUGUUAACAGCAGAGUACGGACAAGGUUUGUGUAUUUUUAAUACUGCCAAAGCAGUCUGAACAGUGACACUGAGGGAAAAGGGGUGACCCUGCUUUCUUGCUGGGUUUAGAGUGGGCAAACAAUUCCUGCUUUCUUUGACUUUUGUUAUGGUCUCAAUCUUUCUCAUAACAUGGGAAAAAUAGGAAGUCACUAAGUCCGUUGUUACUGUUUUUCAUGGUGGUGUUUAAGGUAAUUUUUUUUGUACAAAACACAACUUUCAAAAAUAAAAUGACAAAAAAAAACCUGGUGAAGCAUUGUGCUGAUUUAACAGGAGCUUUCUUUGGUGCCAGAGCACCUUACUUAGGUGAAGGGUCCUUAGUGUUUGGUGGCUUAUGCCUGAACUACGUUUGCCAGGACUGGAUCUCUUCUUGUUAGUACAUGUUUUUUGCUGUCACCUUGUAUCACUCCAGUUCCCUUAGAGCUUAAGGAGGGAUAUACACAUCUUUCAAAAGUGAAACUUUAAAAGCUCAGGUAGUUAUGAAUGGGGAAGGAUUCCUAUGCUCUGUAUUUUUCUUCAACAAUAAAAAUCAAAACUAA